UUUCCACGAAAUAAAAAAAAACAUACGAACGUACAAGCAACUGCUUUCAAAAGGUUACAUCACAUUUAGAUCAUCAGCCCAAUUUCGUUAGAAAUAGCAUCUUAUCAUUUUGGCGAAUAUAUAUAAUCAAUGAUUAUGAAUUAUUAAUCAUAAACCAAAACAGAAAUCAGUGCGAAUCAGUUGCCAAUGCAAAAAUAUAUAUUCAAGCUGUAGUUCUCGACACAAAAACAGUUCAGCAUCUUCAGUUCACUUCUCAAAAUAUUCAAGAUCAAAAAUAAAAGAUGGAUCUAUCGGUGGAUUGGAAAAAGAUAAUGCAUGAAAUGCUUGAUGCGUUCGAUCGCCAGGAAACAAUUUCAUUGGGAAAAAUAAAAAAGGCAUUUAAAAGCAAUGGCUCAUCGAUCAACGAUGAAUUCAAGCAAUAUUUUCUACGCGUUUCAAAUGAUCGGAUCAAGAAUACGUACGAUGAAUUCGAAAUAAAUUCAAAGUUGGAGGAUUCGAAUGCGUCAGCAACCGAUGAAUAUCCAAACUCAUUUCAAGCUCGAAGUCAUGGCAUGAACAAUGUCCAAAAAACAACCAAUGACCCGGUUGAAAUCAUUGACAUAAGUGACGAAGAUGAUUCAACAUAUGAAUUAAAUAAAUAUAUUAAAUAUGACGAAGAAGAUAGCCACAGCGAAAUAUCAGACAUGAAUUCAAACGACUUUGUUUGUGAAGAAGAAUUCUCGAAGAGCGAAGAUGAGGAUUGCAUCGAUAAUGAAAUGGACAACCCGAUAAAGGUGGAGAAAAUUGAACUGGAUGUUGGCAUUCCGGUAGUCGACGAUACCGAUGUACACCAUGCUAUAAACACAACGAGCAAAGAUACAUACACUUUGAGCAAUGAAUCAAAUACUGUCGAUUGUGCCACAGCAAAUAACACGAUAGGCAGUUCAAAUGAUCGAAGACAAGCUGAACCGGGCUUGGCUCCAGAGCCAUUGCGAAGAGAAAACCCAACUUCAUCAAACUCAGCGAAGCGAUACAAAUGCGGAUAUUGUGAAUAUUCGAACAAGUACAAGUCACACCUGGAUCGACACGUGCGUACUCAUACCGGCGAGAAACCGUAUCAAUGUAAUAUAUGCCACAAAGAAUUCGUCCAAUUGCAUAAUAUGAAAAAGCAUAAAACGACUCACAGCAGUGAAUAUCGAUUCCAUUGUUGCGGUUGUUUCAUUGGAUUUUCGAAGAAGAGCGAAAAAGAUGCACACGAAAAAGUGUGCAGAUCGCGUCGGUAUGAGUGCCAUAUCUGCAAGAAGCUUCUCACUCUGAGUAAAAAUCAGCUGAUAAGACAUAUGCGACAGCACAACGGUGAAAAACCGUUUAUAUGCAAGAUUUGUAUGAGAAGUUUUACGUUGAAGAAUAAUCUGCGGAGACAUUUAAACACCGUCCACGCCAGAAAAAAUCCACUACCCUACUCAAGAAGGGCUCUUUCAUCAUGAAAUAUUGUGGAAAUCAAAUUUUAUGGCAUUUCUCCAGAGAAGAGUUGGCUAAGCUCUUGGGGGACCAUUUAGCGAUGAACUAUCGGUAUGAAACUUUACCAACAAAUUGAAAAGUAUCUAGGGUGAGAGCGAUAAAACAACAUCAA
This is a messenger RNA of Contarinia nasturtii (swede midge), 1612 nucleotides long. Its product is annotated as zinc finger protein 569-like. Gene Ontology annotation, molecular function: DNA-binding transcription factor activity; RNA polymerase II cis-regulatory region sequence-specific DNA binding. The transcript is spliced from 3 exons. The record is from RefSeq and is a predicted model, not a curated record. NCBI's taxonomy places the organism in Eukaryota, Metazoa, Arthropoda, Insecta, Diptera, Cecidomyiidae. The coding region runs from base 282 to 1466 and encodes 394 amino acids. Gene Ontology annotation, biological process: regulation of transcription by RNA polymerase II.